Molecule: messenger RNA, 2034 nt
Organism: Lingula anatina
Lineage: Eukaryota; Metazoa; Brachiopoda; Lingulata; Lingulida; Lingulidae
Product: tubulin delta chain
Biological process (GO): microtubule-based process
Cellular component (GO): microtubule
Molecular function (GO): GTP binding; structural constituent of cytoskeleton
Source: RefSeq, a predicted model, not a curated record
UGGCCAGCAUACAUGUACUAAUUACUUUGAUCAACAGCAUGGAGACAAUGUGAGAUCUCCCGGUGUAUUUUAGUCUGUUAUGAAGUAUUUGUUUUUGUAAUUAUGUGAAAAAGAUGAAGUGAAAGAUUAUCAGAGUGCUGUCCACAAGCUGUUCAACCUCUAUCGGCAACAUGUCGAGCGUGAUCGUACAGGUAGGGCAAUGUGGAAACCAAAUUGGCCAGCAACUUUGGAAACACAUUCAGAAAGACAAGAAGGCGACAGACAGCCAUGUGUAUGUAAAUCAUGAUGGAAAAUUGAGGUCUGUGAAUGUAGACAGUGAACCAAAGGUUGUGAAAAAGCUUCUCAGAGAUGCAAAGAAAAGCAAUUUUCGAGAGCAAAACAUAAUUCUUGGAAAAAGAGGAAGGGGUACCAAUUGGUCACUUGGUUACCAUGGAUUACCUGGAGAAGAUAAGUUGUUCAAUGAUGCCCUUGAAGCCAUUAGGAAAGAAGCUGAAAGAUGUGACUGUUUUAGUGGGACUAUCAUGAUCCAUAGCUUGAGUGGCGGGACAGGCUCAGGUCUUGGUGCUCAUCUUUGUGAGGCAAUUCGAGAUGAGUAUCCUCUACAGUACAUGUUAUCAUGUCUUGUGGCACCACAUUCCAGUGGAGAGAGUCCUCUGCAGCACUUCAACUCUCUGCUGUGUUUGUCUUGGGUUCAGAGGUACUCAGAUGGUAUCAUUUUAUUGAGCAAUGAUGAGAUCCUGCAUAGACUGCAGCACAGACAGAAAGAUAAAGUAGACCAAGAGCCCGUCUCCUUCUCUCAAAUGAACCACCAUAUUUCAUCCUGUCUGGCUGGAGUGUUGUUACCAGUGGACAGUCUCACACCAAGCAGUGGGGUCAGUUUGGGGAUGGAACCCUGGGAGCUAAUCAGGUCCGCCUGCCCCAUGCCUGCACUCAAGAUAUUACAUCUAACUCAGGGUAUCAAAAGCAAAUCAUCCUGGGACAAUGUGGCCAGCUCUUCUGUGUAUUACUUAAAGAGACAUGAUGCUCAAGGAAAAAUGUAUUCCUCCCUUGCCAAUGUGGUGAUAGCUAGAGGAGAUACCCAUGGUACUUUCCCAGAUUAUAUGAAGCAAAUAGAAGAUAAAGUGAAGUCCACAUACAAUUGUGUCUCAUGGAAUCCAUACCCUGUGGAUUUCUGGACAGGUAAAUUUAACCCAGCUGGAGGUAAAGAUGCAUCUAGUGUCACCAUGGCAGCAAACUAUACUAAUUUCUUGUCUCCAGUAGAGUACAUGAUGUCUCAGUCUAAGCUAAUGUAUGAUGCAGGGGCUUAUCUACACUGGUAUUGGAAGUAUGGUUGCACUAGGGAUGAUUUUGAUCAAGCUUUUGAAUCAGUUUCUGACAUUGUCACAAACUAUAAGGAGGCAGUAAGGUGAAGAACAUAACUGCAGUACAAUACCAAAGACAUUAUGCUCAUACAAUGGCUCAUUGAAAUCCGUCCCCGCUGCAACAACUGCAUGAGCAUUAAUCAUGGCUGUCAACAAAAGACUUCUUAGUCAUCACACUUAGAUAUAUAUUUCACAUUUAUUUAAAAAAAUUGACUACUCUUUUCAUCUUCAUUGAUUGCCUGGUACCUGAGCCUUAAGAAUAAUUUGAGUAAUGGAGCGACAUCUCUAACAUUAUACCUUUGUGCUGCUGUGUGGUUUUACUAAAAAUCAUUGUAAUUUAAUUAAACAUUCAUGGUAGUUUUCUUCUUGUAUUUAAUGACCAGUUCAAAACUUUGUUUUUUUUUCUCAGUGAACACCUAACGACAAUCAUGUAAGCAAUAACUGGUGACUGAACCUAAUGCAUUAGUACGAAUUUUCGAGUUUUUGAUUGGCUUUCAAUGUUUUAUGUUGAGAGCUUUAAAAAGAUGAUUUGCUAUGGAUAUCUUUUGACAAAAAUUGGGUGCUGAGAACUCUGUGAAACGAAUUUUGAUAUUGUUUUUGAUACUUUUUCUUUUCUUUGUUGAACUUCAUUUAUUCAGGACAUUGAUGAGACAUUAAAGUCACUUUAUUGUGA